Messenger RNA from Halichondria panicea, 1348 nucleotides. Its product is annotated as protein arginine methyltransferase NDUFAF7, mitochondrial-like. Gene Ontology annotation, biological process: mitochondrial respiratory chain complex I assembly. The record is from RefSeq and is a predicted model, not a curated record. NCBI's taxonomy places the organism in Eukaryota, Metazoa, Porifera, Demospongiae, Suberitida, Halichondriidae. Gene Ontology annotation, cellular component: mitochondrion. Gene Ontology annotation, molecular function: protein-arginine omega-N symmetric methyltransferase activity. Bases 25 to 1296 code for a protein of 423 amino acids. The transcript is spliced from 10 exons.
GUUUGCUGGCUGGAACAUGUGGAAAUGCAAGCAGUGAGGAGGUUGUCUACGUUCAGUCUCUGCAGUAAGAUAGCUGCACACUGCCAGUGCAGGUCAUCAUGCUCAAGCACAGAAAGAGAUCUAUAUGAGAAACUUAAGUUUUCUGGACCAAUAUCUGUUGCAAAUUACAUGCAAUAUGGUCUUACACACCCUUCUCAUGGUUACUACAUGAAGCGAGAUGUGUUCGGUAGUCAUGGCGACUUCAUUACCUCUCCCGAGAUCAGUCAGGUGUUUGGAGAGCUGCUGGCAGUGUGGAUGCUUGCUGACUGGAAGGGUGCUGGGGAACCAGGGAACUGUCAGCUGGUGGAGCUGGGUCCAGGGAGGGGCACUCUCAUCAAAGACAUGCUCAGAGUGUUCAGCCAUGAGAGAUUAAAGUCCAUUCUCAAUGGCCUGACCAUUCAUCUGGUUGAGGCCAGUCUGGCACUGUCUUCCAUACAACAGCAAACCCUCACAGAGAGCCCUGCUAGCACACCCCCUCCUAACGAUGCCCCACCCUCCAAUCCGUACCAGAGUUGCAGGCUAGAGGCUCACGGCGGGGUGGAGGUGCAUUGGUACAAGAAACUAGAGGAUGUACCAAGAGGUUUUUCAUAUUUUUUUGCCCACGAGUUUUUGGAUGCUCUGCCCAUUCAUCAGUUUCAGAAAACCCCCUCAGGCUGGAGAGAGGUACUGGUGGACAUUGACCCCUCUUCUGAGGGACGUCUCAGAUUUGUGGUAGCCCCUGGUCCUACUGUGGCUUCCACUGCAUACGCCUCACUGCUCCCGCCCACCCACGAGUGUGAGUGGUGUGAGGUGUGCCCUGAGGGGCUGGUGACGGUUAAGGAGAUGGCUCAGAGGAUCAGAGAAGUGGGGGGAGGGGCUGCUCUCAUCGCUGACUACGGGGAGGAUGGCACAAAGAAGAAUACACUGAGAGGUUUCAAGAACCACCAGUUGCACGAUGCCCUUGAGUCCCCAGGCUCAGCUGACCUCACUGCAGAUGUGGAUUUUGCAGCCGUCAGGAGAGCGGCACUUUCAGAAGAGGUUGGCUGUCAUGGACCCAUCACACAGAAUGAGUUCCUACACAAGCUGGGAAUACGGCAAAGAUUAGAGGUGCUGAUGAGAGGGGCCAACCCGUCUCAAGCAAGGGACAUUGUGAGCAGUUACGAGAUGCUCACCUCUCCAGAGAAAAUGGGACAUAGAUUUAAGUUUAUGUCAUUAACUGCACACCCUCAACUAGUACCAGUACCAUUCUUUAAUGAUGUCACAAUUAUAGAACAAUAAUGUAAUAUUUCAAUGAGCAAAUUAUUGCAUAAGUUACGUAUUUAAUUGCUAA